Molecule: messenger RNA, 753 nt
Organism: Fukomys damarensis (Damara mole-rat)
Lineage: Eukaryota; Metazoa; Chordata; Mammalia; Rodentia; Bathyergidae
Gene: Mrpl51
Product: mitochondrial ribosomal protein L51
Exons: 3
Coding region: 239-625 (128 amino acids)
Biological process (GO): translation
Cellular component (GO): mitochondrial large ribosomal subunit
Molecular function (GO): structural constituent of ribosome
Source: RefSeq, a predicted model, not a curated record
CGGCGUGCAGACCGGAAGCUCCCAGAGUGGGCGCAUGGUCUGCGCCUCUGUCUGCCGGAACUUUGGGGGCGGGCUCGUCGCUGAGCGGGGCUGCGCGCAAGGCUACCUGGGUAGGGGCCAAGAUGGCUCCUCAGAGGCUUCUAUCGGGACAGUUCGCUUUGGCAUCUCCUUGAGGGCCACGCCUGGUCCACAUUCUCGGGCUCACUUGAUUUGCUGUUGAGAGGAGCAGACUAGAGCAAUGGCAGGGGCCCUCUCUUGGAGACCUGGUAAGGGCCUAUGGGUCUGGAUGACUUUGGGCUGCAGAAACUUCUCUCUGGGUGUUCCAGAAUUGUCCCGUAUAAGGCUCACCCUGCCGCCUCCCAAAGUGGUUGAUCGUUGGAACGAGAAGAGGGCCAUGUUUGGAGUAUAUGACAAUAUCGGGAUCCUGGGAAAUUUUGAAAAACAUCCCAAAGAUCUGAUCAGGGGCCCCAUAUGGCUUCGAGGGUGGAAGGGAAAUGAACUGCAGCGUUGUAUCCGAAAGAAGAAAAUGGUUGGAAAUAGAAUGUUCAUUGAUGACUUGCACAACCUUAACAAACGUAUCAACUAUCUCUACAAACACUUUAAUCGUCAUGGGAAGUACCGGUAGAAGAAAAAUCUGGGCUCUGUAAGAGGCACAUCUGUCUCCUUGGAGAGGGGAAUGGGACUUUCCCUAUGAGAAAAGGGUUUUGUAUGCUUACUAAUAAAAUGAGGCUGUGGAAUCUGAUAUCCACUCUA